Molecule: messenger RNA, 561 nt
Organism: Didymodactylos carnosus
Lineage: Eukaryota; Metazoa; Rotifera; Eurotatoria; Philodinida; Philodinidae
Source: the annotation of a GenBank genome assembly
AUGGACCGAACCAUCAUCCGGAAUUUGGCAACUGCUUAUGAUGGAUUUCAGCCAAAAGACGAUGUUAUUUAUAAAUACGGAACGCCACGCUGCAUAUUAACUGAUAACGGUACACAUUUCACGUCGGCAAUGAUGAAUAAUUUGUUGAAAGAGAUCGGAGUCACACACUUGUACGGUGCUCCCUAUCAUCCCCAAACAAACGGCCCAGUACAGAGAUACAAUCCAACAAUGGAUUCGAAAAUAGUAGCAUUGUCGAACGAACGAAAGACUGACUGGGGCGAACAGUUACCACUUGUAACAUUCAACUACAACAGUACAAUCCGUGCAACAACAAAACAAAUCCCGUUCGAAAUGAUGUUCGGACGAGCACCGAUUCUACCAUUCGAUUUUCAAGAAGAGACAAUAUCACUCGGACAAGAUCCAGAGCACGUCAAAAAAUUGAACGCGUAUCUGUUCUCAAUGACCGAACGCGUCAGAGAAAGUAUACGACGAAAUCAAGAAAAUACAAAACCCGCUACGAUAAACAUCGAUCCAAUCCAUCGUAUAACGUCAACGAUUUAG